This is a messenger RNA of Linepithema humile (Argentine ant), 5939 nucleotides long. It is a transcript of the gene Orp8, whose product is annotated as Oxysterol-binding protein-related protein 8. Gene Ontology annotation, molecular function: cholesterol binding. The record is from RefSeq and is a predicted model, not a curated record. NCBI's taxonomy places the organism in Eukaryota, Metazoa, Arthropoda, Insecta, Hymenoptera, Formicidae. Gene Ontology annotation, cellular component: intracellular membrane-bounded organelle; membrane; cytosol.
AAUAAGAAAACUAAUUACACGAUGCACUAUCAUUUUGUAAAUUUAUAAACAUGUUAGAAAAUCUCAUAAAUCAUGGGACAACCGUCGUCGCUUUGCAGAAUAUAACUAACGCUUCCACGUUUUGUUGAUUUCAUUUCAACAAAUAGUGAUAUUUAUAUCUCGUGCCACGUUACACUAUCAACGUUUUACUUGAUUAUCUAUUUGUACGCACUUGAAAGUUGAGAAAGCGACUGAUAACUUUAGAUUGUGUGAUUUGCGCGGUGUGAACCCGGCCGGAACUUUGCUAGACAGGCUGAACAAAAUUCCAUUCUGCUAGGCUGGAUAAUUCUCACCGGAAUUAGCGCUAAUCUACGACCAGGCAUCACGGACUGCCGCACCGACUGCUGCACUGACCGUUCGCUUUAACCAGCCUCAGAUUAGCAUACAACGUGUCCCUUUUUAGAUCAUAACAUACCGCUUGUGAGGCGGACGGAGAAGACAAAGCGAAUUUUAACGAGGAUGUGUUAGCUAAUAUUAGAAGCAACGCCACGGUGAGCAAGGCGUGAUAGUGGUAAUCGUGAUUAUUAAAAAUUUACACGUAUUAGCCGAUCGAUCGGUCCUCGAAGAGAGAGAAGAGAAAGAGCUCGACCGGAGGCGGAGGCGACGAUGAGCUAAUUCAAUUGGACCCGCGUGCGUGCAACGUCAUCAACUGCGGCCGGUUACGCUUUCAAAAAUGCCGGACAUACCAACGAAGCGCCCGACCGUCCACUGACCUGAGCAGCACGGCAAAAAACGAGGGAUUUUCCACCGGCGAAUGCAAACGCAAUAAGAUACGCGACGCACGCGGCCGCGAGCGAUCGGCGCCGGGCGAGCGAGACACGAAGUGGGAUCGUGUCAUAUGUCAUUGUCAACAAAGUAUAAUGUUUUUGUCGAGUUAAACGUGCAGCCGCAGCACGGCUGUCGCCGGUUAAACGCGCUCCUCUUUUCAACCUUCCACCUUCGAGAAGGUUUUUUCUUGCGGUAGUGCGCAUCGCACUGCGUAGCGUUGCGCUGUGCCUCGGCACGGUUGUCGCUGGCGCAGUUGCAGUCGCGACUCGAGCGGAGCCGCGCGCGCUCUCGCUUUGCCGUCGCGAUAUAUUAAACCGUUGUCGCGCGGGUGAUCAAUGGUACAUCGCACUUCGCGCUCGCGCCCGAGUUCGCUCGCGUCGCACCGUCCAUCGUGUUCUUCGCCGCUGCGAGACCGUCCAUCCGCGUACACGACACUUGUCGUUCGUUCCCGCAGUGUGACGACCUGCGUUUCGAGCGACAGUUCGUGUGUUUUGCGACGGCGAGCCAGUUUGUCGUUCCAGAAGUGCACUCGCGAGUGUCGGAAAGCGAUAUUAGCGAUGUCGCGCUUAAAGUGCGUUGCUUCAUGCCUCACGCUCUAAUUGCCUGCUCCACGUAAUUCAUUAUUGCAAUGGACUGAUACAGCUGUCGUGCAAACAAUCGUUCGAAAGCAAGAUUUGCAAUGAGUUCACAACCGAUUGUGGUACCUGGUGGAGACCAUCAGCGUCCUCCAGUGGAAACUCAUUCUGUUGGAAGCUCAGCGGACAGCUUUAAGACAAUGACACCGCCAAAUGUCAGCAGAUCCCUCAGUCAACCAGCAGAUCGACAACCUCGACGAAGCAGCAUUCAAGCACAGUCUACACCAUUACCUAAACUUCCAUCAACCGAGUCCCUUUCGACAAGUAUAAAUAUUACAGCCGGUGCACCUCCAGUUUCUCCAGGACUCUCCGCAAUGGGUGAAACGAGUCAAAAAGUUGAUAAUUUAUCAGACAAGUCGUUGGAUUCCUGCAAAUUAACGCGAAAAGAAUCAUAUAAAGCACAGAGAAAGAAUUAUCGGAUGGAGAAGAAAAGGGUAGCCAAUGAGCUUUUAAGUUCCUUCAAGGAUCCAACCGUUAUUGUUAUGAGCGAUUGGUUGAAGGUUCGUGGAACAUUGAAAAGUUGGACCAAAUUGUGGUGUAUUCUGAAACCUGGUUUAUUGCUGCUGUAUAAAAGCCCAAAAACAAAGAGUAAUCAUUGGGUGGGAACGGUGUUACUUAAUACAUGCCAAGUCAUAGAACGUCCGAGUAAAAAGGACGGAUUUUGUUUUAAAUUGUUUCAUCCCUUGGAGCAGUCGAUUUGGGCUCCUCGAGGACCGGAGAAAGAAGCUAUUGGUGCCGUUGUACAACCUUUGCCGACGUCUUACUUAAUUUUCCGAGCACCAUCGCAAGCAGCAGGCAAAUGUUGGCUGGACGCACUUGAAUUGUCGUUACGUUGCUCUUCAUUAAUAGUGCGCUCAACGAGCGCAUUACCACGUCCUUUACCACACGACACAACUACUACUCAUGAAACUCAAUGGAGCGAGGCUGAUUAUGAAAAGCAUUUUGAUGAUCAUGAGUACGAUACCCGUCAAGUAGUAACGCUAGAUCCUGUGUACACCUCGCAUACAGACCUGGACGAUAUCAGUCAGCCGGAGAAUGGAGUAGCGGCUGAUGUUGAAAUCAGUGCUUCGGACAGCGAGUCUGAGGCAUCGGCCAAGGAAGACCAGUCGCCCGAACCAAUCACUGAAACACCAUACGUGGCAAACGAAAAUGAAUUUCUUGGAACGGCUGGCGAAGUCGUCGCGGAGCUGCAAGAAGAACAAAAGUCUCUGAUAUGGUUCUUGAUGAAACAAGUUCGUCCUGGCAUGGAUCUAUCCAAGGUUGUAUUGCCUACUUUUAUUCUGGAACCACGUUCGUUUCUGGAGAAACUGGCCGAUUCGUAUUAUCAUGCCGACUUAUUAUCUCUAGCAGUAUUGGAAGACGAUGCAUUUACACGUAUGAAAGCUGUAGUAAAAUGGUACUUAUCAGGAUUUUAUAAGAAACCACAGGGCCUGAAAAAACCGUACAAUCCGCUUUUGGGAGAAACAUUCCGUUGCUAUUGGCAACAUCCCAAUGGUUCAAGAACAUUCUACUUAGCCGAACAAUUAUCGCAUCACCCACCUAUCUCGGGAUUCUACGUAACGAACCGCCAAGACGGAUUUACCAUUAGCGCCACGAUAAUUGCAAAGUCAAAAUUUUAUGGGAAUUCAACUUCCGCAGUUUUGGACGGUGUUGCUAUAUUAACGAUGCUGCCGAGAGGUGAAGAUUACACAAUGACAAUUCCUUAUGCACAUUGUAAAGGUAUUCUUAUGGGAACGUUGUCUAUGGAACUUGGUGGAAAAGUGAACAUAACAUGCGAAAAAACUGGCUAUCAUACUGAAUUAGAAUUUAAACUUAAGCCGUUUCUUGGUGGUGCAGAACUAAUGAAUCAAGUUGUGGGACGAAUACGUCUUGGAAAGGAAACUUUAGCUACUAUAAUCGGAUAUUGGGAUGGAUUGAUUUCAAUAGUGGACAAACGAACAGGACAAGAAAAUGUAUUCUUCAAUCCGACUCCAGAAGUACGUCAAAAAAGGUUAAAGAAAUAUACCGUUCCUAUGGAAUGUCAAGGGCCGUGGGAAAGCGAGAAACUGUGGCAUGCUGUUACGCAGGCCAUCAAUAGGGAUGAUCAAACCGCUGCUACGGAAGCUAAAACUGGACUCGAGGAAGCACAAAGGGAACGCGCUAAAGAGCGGAAAAGUCUGGGACAAGAAUGGAUUCCAAAAUACUUCGUCCAAGAUAUUAUAACAGGAAAUUGGGUGUAUCGGCAUGCUGAUGUAAGACCGUGGGAUCCGAGAAAUGAUGUAGUACAAUAUGAAGAAAAUUAUGUAGUACGCACAAAGACUAGACAUAAAACACCUAUUAUGCGUACUGGUAGCAUUGUUUCUACUGAACCACAAUCACAGAUUCCUUUACUACAAGCUGAAUCACGUUCUUCCUUAUCAGUGCUCAAAUCUUCGAAGAGACAACUAUCUAACAAUAUGCCUCUAACAGAAACUCACGAUUCCGGAAGCUCAUCCGCAGAAGCACAUACCGAUUCUAGUCAGUCAAUAGGAAAAAGGAGACGUUCAACUGCUAGGAUAAUAGAUAUUGUAAAAGAAGUAGAUAAUCAAAUGCUACAUCAUGGCGAAAAAUUGAACCGUAUACAACAGAUUGUAGAACAAAUUGCAAGGAAGCAAAGAGAGUCCGGCGAACAACAUCAUAAUAUAAAUAUGUCUAAAAGCUUUAUUGAUACUAUACUUAUUAUUAUUAUUGUUUUCUUUGUACAAUAUUUUAUAAGCGUGUGGAAAAAUAAUUCUGCUAAGGAUUAAGAGACUUAGUAAGAUUAUUCGAUAUGUUUUAUAUCAUUCCUCAUUCGAAUUAUGCGCAUCAGUUGGUUCUUAUUCUACAAUUCUUGCAGCAUGGUGUCGGCACUGCUUCGUGAUAAUAAUGGAGUGAAUCAUUUUGGGAUAAAAAGUUUUUUUUUUUCAAAAGAAUAUGUAGAAUAUUCAUCAAUGUAGAAAUAAAAUAUUUAUAGAAAGUAUUAGGAGCCCUGCAUGUAGAUUCAGUGCAAUGGUAUUUUGUUAUAGUUGCAGAAAUAUGAAGAUUCAAGUGCAAGAACUAAACUAACAAUCUCUAUAUGAGCUUAUAUUGUAUAUAGGGCUUAAGUAAAAAAUGGGAAGACAUAGUUCUCAAAUUACUAAUCUAAUUUUUAUCGCAACCAGCCAGUACCAAAUUGUAAUAUAAUCGCAUAAUUGUUGUAAAAAUGUUGGUCAAACGUCCAUUUUGCUGUUAAUUUAUUGUAAAUCUCGUUAUAUUUAAUUCUAUAUUAAUAUAUGGAAUAUAAUGACGUAUUACAAUUUGAUUUCGAUGUGAUAUCAAAUUUACAACAAUAUCUUGUUAUAUUAAGCUGUCAUUUAUACUUUAUCCAUGAUAUAAAUUCGCAAUGAAUUAACUUUGUUAUGAGUACAUUCACAUUGUAAUGCAGAAUAUCAAAUGUUUAUGUUUAUACAAUAUUGACAAAAAUUUUUCUCUAAAACUCCAGUGAAAAGUUUGAUUUUUAUAUUUCUAUAUUUACUGCUAAGCUUAUUUUUAUGUGAUAUCUCGAUGAUUGCAACAACAUUAGAAUUGUAAAUUUACGCAAGUCGUUUAACAUUCGAUAUAAUUAUUGAUUUGAUCGAUAAUUUUUUUUAAUCAGUAAAUAUAUGAUGAUGCAACUUUUUAAAAUUUUAAGUUUAAUAAAAUAGUAUAGUGUGAUAGACCGUCCUGUGACAAGUAUAGUUACCCUAAUUGUAUAUGUUAAAAAAUGUAUUUACUUAAUUGUCAGAAAUUGCGCGAAAGAAUUAUUUAAGAAAAAGCAUGAUCACAGAAAAUAUGCAAUGAUAUAAAUGACUUUUGAUAUAGCAGUAACUCAUAAUAUUGGUACUUUUUAAUUAUGCGUUAAAAGUAAUUUUAACGAAUUUUAUAAUGCACAUAUCUUUCAGUAUUACCACAAAGAUUAUAUCAAGUUUCCUUGGAUUAUGAUUCAGACAGGGUUUUUCUUAAUAUUUGUUAAGAUACCAAUUCCGUUAAUACUGUGUAUAUAUAAAUGUAAAAGAAUAUAUAUUAAAAUACAAGCUAUAUGUGCACAUGUGCAAUUUUCCAUACCUAUUAUGACUACGAAAUGGACCUACUUGAAUAGUUGUGUGCAACUAUUAUUGUUUCAGCAACAUCAAGAAUGUGUUAUAGUAAAUUGAUUAUAUAGGUAGUUACAAAAUUCGUUAAGAAUUUUAAGAAUAUGUUGUAUUAUCUUGAUAUGUCAUAUGAUAAUAUUGAUUGAUAUUGAUAUUGAUUAAUAUUAACAUGAUAAUAUUGAACAUAAACUUUGUGAAGAGUAUUCUUUUUAUAUUUUAAAAAUAUUAUGUGACGUAGUUUAUACACUUUCGAAGACUUGCUUUACGCUAUGAAUGUAUUACAUUUUUAUACAAUACGUAUUUUUCACAGAAUAUGAAACAAAUGUUUAAUUUAAUCCAUUGAUGUUGUCACAAUUGAGACGAGAAGAAAUAUAAUAUGUACACAAAUGUA